CAAUACCCUAAACGCGUCGGAGCCAACUAGGCGGGGGAGAGAGAGGUUUUUUUUUUUGUAUUUUUCAGCGUGGCUGGAUGAUUAACCGUGGUGUAACAGUCUGCGUGAUUCUCAGCGCUUCAGCUGGAGACCAAAGUAUGAGCUCGAUAGAAAGUGACUGACUUACUUUGGGAUGUUUAAUUUGACGUGAAAUGAAUGUCAGCAGGAUCUGAACAAGCGGCUGUUUCUCUCUUAUGGACGUGGACUAUUCACGUGGAAAAUUACAAUGAGCCAGAUGGCACACUUGGAAGAGAGGACUUUGAUGCAGUAGUUGGAAAAGCAAAGCACCAGGCCAUCUCGAUCGACCCUGUUUCUCUCUCCUGUCCGUGACUCGCACCGCCAGCUCUGGGCAUGGAGUCGUACUCGAGGCCCAGCGGAGACAUCCUGCGUAGAAAUCCCCAGCACGACUUCGAACUCAUCCAGAGAGUCGGCAGUGGCACGUAUGGAGAUGUGUUCAAGGCUCGUAAAAUCUCCACUGGGGAGCUAGCAGCUGUAAAGAUGAUUAAAUUGGAGCCAGGAGAUGAUUUCUCAAUCAUUCAGCAAGAAAUCUUCAUGGUGAAAGAAUGUACUCAUCACAACAUCGUGGCCUAUUUUGGCAGCUACCUCUGUCGGGAGAAGCUGUGGAUUUGUAUGGAAUAUUGUGGAGGUGGCUCACUACAGGACAUUUACCAUGUUACAGGCCCUCUAUCUGAGCUUCAGAUUGCUUAUGUAUGCAGAGAGACGUUGCAGGGUUUGAGUUAUCUCCACUCCAAAGGAAAAAUGCACAGAGAUAUCAAGGGAGCAAAUAUUUUGCUUACUGACAAUGGGGAUGUCAAACUAGCGGACUUCGGCGUCGCAGCCAAAAUAACAGCCACCAUCGCCAAGAGGAAAUCCUUUAUUGGCACCCCCUACUGGAUGGCCCCAGAAGUGGCCGCUGUGGAGAAGAACGGAGGUUAUAAUCAGCUGUGUGAUAUUUGGGCUGUGGGAAUUACAUCUAUUGAGCUCGCUGAAUUGCAGCCACCCAUGUUUGACCUGCACCCGAUGAGGGCUUUAUUCCUAAUGUCCAAAAGCAGCUUCCAGCCUCCCAAGUUAAAGGACAAGAUUAAAUGGUCUACAUCCUUUCACACUUUUGUUAAAGUGUCUCUGACCAAGAACCCAAAGAAGAGGCCUACAGCUGAAAAACUGCUCACGCACAUGUUUGUGGCUCAAUCAGGUUUGAGUCGCAGACUUGCAGUUGAGCUGCUGGAUAAGAUGAAUAACCCAGACAACCCACCUCUAUAUAUCGAGAAAGAUGAGGAUGACCUGGAGCCUCCGCACCCUCCACACACCAUUCGUUCAGCUCCGAACAAGGAUGCUCGAGCUGGAAAAACACGCUCGGAGAUUGACUUUAAUAAGCUACGAUUUGAGCCUCCACUCAAGAAGGAAACGGAAGCAUGCUCUGAAAUGGAUGUGACCAGAGAGAAUGAUUUCUCCUCUCAGUGGAGCCCAUUUGCUGAGGGAGGCAUCUCCUCCAGUGGGCAUGUGACUUCCCUGGAGGAUGCCUUUGAGGAUCUAGAGAUAUCCACUCUAAAACAUGGUGUGCCUCCACCUCUUCCCCCUAAGCCACAUCUUUUCAGUUCAUCUGAUGACGUGGGUUUGAGUGAUGGCUCUUCAACAAUUAAGCGGUUCCCAGGCUCAGAUAAUGGCGUGGUCCCAGGGCCACACAGGCAGAUCACACCAGAAAGAGGCAACAGGAUCGAACAGAUGCAACAUGACUUCUCUGCUGGUGUGAGCAGCCCUGGACUGCUAUCACGCUCCACAGAACAUGGUGAGGAUUCUGAGGGCACCUUAAAUGGAGACACUUCUAAAUCACCACCUGGUCGACCACAAAGGAAGGAGAAGAAAGAAUUUCCUAAGCCAGCGAUUAAUGGCCUGCCGCCCACCCCGAAAGUUCUGAUGGGAGCAUGUUUUUCGAAAGUGUUUGAUGGCUGUCCUCUCAAAAUCAACUGUGCCACUUCAUGGAUUCACCCAGAUACCAAAGAUCAGUACUUGAUCUUUGGGACAGAGGAUGGCAUCUAUACACUGAACCUGAAUGAGUUACAUGAGGCCACCAUGGAGCAGUUGUUUCCACGGAGAUGUACCUGGCUCUACGUCAUAAAUAAUAACCUCAUGUCAUUAUCAGGGAAGACCUUCCAGCUGUAUUCUCACAAUCUGAUUGGCCUGUUUGAGCAGCUCAAAAAACCUGGACUUGCUGCACAGUUCCAAACUCACAGGUUCCCUGAGAGGAUACUGCCCAGGAGAUUUGCGCUGACCACCAAAAUCCCUGAUACAAAGGGCUGUCACAAGUGCUGCAUCGUGCGUAAUCCGUACACUGGUUUUAAGUACCUGUGUGGAGCACUGCAGUACGGUAUCGUUCUGUUACAGUGGUACGAACCUAUGCAGAGAUUCAUGCUUAUAAAGCACUUUGAUUUCCCGUUGCCGAAUCCUCUGCGUGUGUUUGAGAUGUUGGUUGUGCCAGAGCAGGAGUACCCCCUUGUGUGUGUAGCGGUCAGUCAGGGCACCGAGCCCAGCCAGGUUGUUCGUUUUGAAACAAUCAACCUCAACUCCUGUUCUUCCUGGUUUACUGAGAUUGGCUCAGCGGGGAAUCAGGUUGAUGCAAUUCACGUUACUCAGUUGGAGAGAGACACAGUGCUUGUGUGCCUUGACAAAAAUCUGAAGAUAGUGAACCUGCAAGGAAAGCUCAAAUCUAAUAAGAAACUGUCUUCUGAACUCAGCUUUGACUUCUGUAUCGGCUCAGUGGUCUGUCUUCAGGACAGUGUUUUGGCUUUCUGGAAACACGGCAUGCAGGGGAAGAGCUUCAAGUCUAACGAGGUAACGCAGGAAAUUUGUGACCCGAGCAGAGUGUUCCGACUACUCGGAUCAGAAAGGGUGGUGGUUUUGGAGAGCAGGCCCACUGAUAACCUGACGGCUUUCAGCAACCUUUACAUCCUGGCAGGCCAUGAGAACAGUUACUAGACUGAUUCUUGCUGAUACUGUUCCCUCACCAGGUCACUGCUCUGGCAUUGUGGAUUCAGAGCUGUCUGGCAGUGAACUUUCUUCUGUCUUUCACUAGGCUGCUUGUUUAAGCAAAGGUUUGAAGACAAAGUGAGCAGAGGCUUUAGAUUGUGCCUUUUUAAUAAUUCCCUGAAUGGACCUUCAAGCUGGUCCACGCUGUGCAUCUUUCUGCCCAUCACCGGUUAAUGGCUAAUUUAGAAUCCUAUCAAAAGUAGCAGCGUGAUUCCAGCAAAUGUAUUUAACAUCAGAAAUGCCUGAAGAAAUAAUAACCAAACGGCAAGACUGCAGAAAUUGUACUCUAAAGUGCCUUUUUUUUUUAAGGGGAUUGUCAGGCGUGCUUCAUUAAAUCCUUUGAGAAACAGGCUGUCCUGUGUGACUAAUCAGUAUGCAACUAACAUAUCUUCAAACCAGAUUUAGAUUUUAGAUCACCUUUUGGGAGUAUUUACCAGGCAUGGAUGGAGCAAAAAAGCGAACAAGGAAGCAAGGAUAUAUAAUGCUGGUGGCUAUUUAAAGUGUAAAUUAUUGAGCUGUGGUCAUGUGUUGUAGUUUAAAUGCAGUGUUUCUGAGAGCGCACCAGCAAAAGCUCAAUUCUUUAAUAGAGCAGGACUCCGUACAGCUCCGUCUUUAUUUUACUGCUUUGUAAUAAAAUAAUACAUUUUUCCUGCUUGGUUACAUUUUAGAACACAAUUAUAAUUGUAAAAUGGUAUCCUUUUUAUUGUAACUUUUAUUCAAUAUUUGCACCAUAUAAGCACUUUUGUACAUUAAUGUUUUUUUGUAUUUAAGAAUGACAAAAUAUGGGAGAUGCUAGGUUUUUAUGACUUGCGGAGUAUUUCCAUGGCUUCAGUUCUAAUGUAUGCUUUUUUUUGUAAUAAAAAGACUGUUAACAAGA
Molecule: messenger RNA, 3940 nt
Organism: Neoarius graeffei (lesser salmon catfish)
Lineage: Eukaryota; Metazoa; Chordata; Actinopteri; Siluriformes; Ariidae
Gene: map4k5
Product: mitogen-activated protein kinase kinase kinase kinase 5
Exons: 33
Coding region: 391-3012 (873 amino acids)
Biological process (GO): protein phosphorylation
Molecular function (GO): MAP kinase kinase kinase kinase activity; ATP binding
Source: RefSeq, a predicted model, not a curated record